Molecule: messenger RNA, 1414 nt
Organism: Triplophysa dalaica
Lineage: Eukaryota; Metazoa; Chordata; Actinopteri; Cypriniformes; Nemacheilidae
Gene: rgrb
Product: retinal G protein coupled receptor b
Exons: 7
Coding region: 342-1217 (291 amino acids)
Biological process (GO): visual perception; G protein-coupled receptor signaling pathway; phototransduction
Cellular component (GO): membrane
Molecular function (GO): G protein-coupled receptor activity
Source: RefSeq, a predicted model, not a curated record
CCGAUACUCUCAAUGUUUUUCUUUCCUUGCAACACGAACGUGCUCGCACACACACAAACACACACAAACACACACACACUAUCCACCUUUUGAACUUGAACUCUGUGACGUCACCUCUUGAGUUUCACUCCCUGUAUUCAAUUUGUUUCCAAGAUGAUUUGGUGAAGGAUUAAACUGCGCAGUUUGGACGCAUUAUUGAUGCGAAUGAGAAACUUAAUGGUAUUACAACAUUCCUGCGGGGAUUUCAGAGGUGUAUAAUCUUCAACAACAUCAUCAUAUAAGUUGAAGUUUCAGUGCUGCAGUCUCACAUGCACACAGAGUGAUAAAUAUAUCGUUUAGAAAUGUCUUCGUACUCGUUACCGGAGGGAUUCAGUGAGUUUGAUAUGUUCGCUUUCGGCUCCGCGCUGCUGGUCGGAGGUCUUCUUGGCUUCUUCUUGAACUUGAUUUCAGUCGUGGCGUUCCUGAGGGUCCGAGAGAUGAGAACACCCAGUAACUUCUUCAUCUUCAAUCUGGCUUUGGCUGAUAUGAGUCUCAACAUUAAUGGUCUGGUGGCCGCUUACGCCAGUUAUCUGAGAUACUGGCCGUUUGGAUCGGAGGGAUGUCAGAUGCACGGCUUUCAGGGGAUGAUCUCAAUUCUAGCUGCUAUCAGUUUUCUCGGUGCUGUUGCCUGGGACAGAUACCACCAGUACUGUACGAAGCAGAAGAUGUUCUGGAGCACAUCCGUGACCAUCAGCACCAUCAUCUGGAUCCUGGCCGUGUUCUGGGCUGCUCUACCGCUGCCUAUGAUUGGCUGGGGAGUGUUUGACUUUGAGCCAAUGAGAACAUGCUGUACACUGGACUACACUAAAGGAGACAGGAGUUUCAUCACCUACAUGCUGACCAUCACUGUGCUCUAUUUAGCUUUUCCUGUUCUCAUUCUGCAAUCUUCCUACAGUGCCAUCUAUGCACAUUUCAAAAAGAUUCAUCACUUUAAGUUUAAUACAGGUGUACCUCUGAAGGUGCUUCUGUUGUGCUGGGGUCCUUAUGUCCUGAUGUGCAUGUACGCCUGCUUUGAGAAUGUGACUCUCAUUUCGCCAAAGCUCAGAAUGGUGCUUCCGGUCCUGGCAAAAACGGCUCCGAUCUUUCACGCCGUGCUGUACUCAUACGGUAAUGAGUUCUACAGAGGAGGAAUUUGGCAGUUUCUCACAGGGCAGAAAUCUGCAGACAAGAAGAAAUAAAAAGGUUUCAGCAGUUUAUUUUGACACAUUAAACCACAUGAUGUAUUCAGAUCAAACGUUUACACACUGUUACUGUAACUACAGUGCCUUUUGUGACUCCAUAUGUCCCGUUUUAUUGACGACUGUGACGUUUACAUUUGAAGGGUAAUGUGACCGAUGAGAGAAAUUGUACAAAUAAAGGCAAGACUUUCAAGACA